UGUCAAAACGUCACCUCAGCUCGGAGGAACACAUUUGGCCAAAGAAGCGGGAGGGAAAUAGUUCUUUUUUAAAAAGCGGGGAGCGUGAAACGGGUUAAAAAGCAGCGUGAGUGGGUGUUAGUGAUGUGAGCAGCACCCAGAAGUGAACAGCAGGCGACCCGGAAGGUUUGAGGAGCACAGCGAGAGAGGGAGAGAGAGGAGAGAGGAGGAACAUCUUCAGGAGACACCGAGCUGCUGCUUCAGAAUGGCUGAGCCUCGCUUCAACAAUCCCUAUUUUUGGCCUCCACCGCCUGCGAUGCCCAGCCAGCUGGAUAACCUAGUCUUGAUCAAUAAAAUCAAGGAGCAGCUGAUGGCGGAGAAGAUCCGAACGCCCCAUCUCCCGCCUGCGACAAUGUCUUCCCAGCAGCCCUUGCUCUCUCCGCCCAGUCAGAGCGAGGGUGUCCAGCAUGGGAUGUCCAAACUCCAUCAGGCGCAGACCCUCCACAACCACAGCCCGUCUCAGCCCGACGUCGCGCUUCACGCCCGACCAGCGUCCACCUCGGUUUCAGGCCGUGUUCUGGGCGACGUGAAUUUGAACCUGACCGAUAAGUCUGCCAUCAAGGCCCGAGGGCUGUGGGAGGACUGGCACCUGCGGCAACUUAUAGAUCACCCAGUCAGGACCAAUCAUGUUUCAGGUGUUGCGUUGGCAUCCAGAACUGGUAACCUCAGCAGCUCAGAGGCCUCGACCCCGACCACACCCACCUCCAGCAGCCACAGCAGACCCGGGGAAGCUCCUGGCCUCCACUACGUCUCGGGUGGGAGCAGCGCUCACGGACUGGAGUCUGUGAAGAGCCACAGCAGCCUGAUGGGUCUUCUCGGGCCGUCAGUGAAAGAAGGUCAAGGUCACAAGCGUAUCAAAGCUGAGAACGGCUCUUCACUGCUGAUGGUCCCGUACCCAAUCCUGGCCUCGGGCUCAGACCAUUCCUGCAUCACCAUCACGGCCAAACAGGGGAAAACAUACAGGUGUAAGAUGUGUCCCCUGACCUACUUCUCCAAGUCCGACAUGCAGAUCCACUCCAAGACCCACACAGAGACCAAGGCCCACCGCUGCCCUCACUGCACCAAGACCUUCGCCAACGCCGCCUACCUGGCUCAGCACCUGCGCAUCCACCUGGGAGUGAAACCGUACCGCUGCUCCUACUGCGAGAAGUGUUUCCGCCAGCUCUCUCACCUGCAGCAGCACACCAGGUUGCUCACGGUCUUCCUGGCUCAUGUUUUUCCAGUGUGGAGAUUCACUGUUGUCCGUUGCAGAAUCCACACCGGCGACCGGCCGUACAUCUGCCUGCAUCCGGCCUGUGGAAAAGCUUUCACUCAGCUCUCUAACCUGCAGUCUCACCAGCGGCAGCACAACAAAGACAAACCCUUCAAGUGCUCCAACUGUUUCCGUGCCUACUCGGACUCGGCCUCCCUGCAGUUCCACCUCUCAGCACACGCCAUCAAGAACGCCAAAGCGUACUGCUGCAGCAUGUGCGGCCGCGCCUACACCUCUGAGACCUACCUGAUGAAGCACAUGUCCAAGCACACGCUCCUGGACCACGUCCACCACUCCCCCCUGCACAGAACCGAGUCUGCCAGUCUCCCCAUCCGCAUCUCUCUCAUCUAGGAGCCCCCUUGCUUCGUCGAUCGAACCCUGUCGAUGGACUUCGGGCCCAAAACAGGUUUUCAAAUGUGCCGGUGUUAAACAUGGAGGUGGCGUGUGACGCCUCUCUGCUCUCGUUGCUGACCAGAUUUGAGUAUCUGGGACAUCCAAAGAUGAUUCCUCAGCACUUUCAGGCCUGGAAAUACGGAGCCUUUAAACAUGUGUGAGACACAAAAGGAAGUAUUGUUCCAGGCAGCUAAGUGGAAACUAGUGUUUUAGCUUUUUUUUUUUUUUUUUUUAAUACCGUCAAUAACCUUUCUUAACAAUGUUUGCACCAUCAUUUUGGUAUUGUGUGAAGAUAAAGCUGAAAUUCUAUAUGAAAUGUGUUCAUCAUGUGGCACUUUAAAAUAUGAUUAUUGUUGUAUGUCAUAUUGGAAUGAGAGGUGUGAUCACUUAGCAUUAGCUACUCCUAAACAAAAACAAUCAACACCUUAAAAACAAGAAACAUACUUCAUUUUACUGUUGCAAGUCAAGCUGACUUGUCAAAAAUGCAAAAGGAAGAGGAAAUGAAGGAUAUAGAACAACGGAAGCACCGAUUAUUAUGAGGUUAGAAGGUCCCUGAAUGUGGCACGCCUUCAUGAUGUUCAGUAAAAUACUGUCUUUUGGAUCAAACCUUCCUUUCUGAGGGAGAAAUUGCAUUUAUUCCACAUUUCGUUGAUACAGUAGAAUGUUGCACCUUCUCCAUUUUUACUGCCAAAAUAUCUAAACCCUGAGAAUCGUUCGAUCCAGGAAAUCAAAAUUAUUUUUAUCAACGGUAUUUUCUAUGAAUUUGGGCCUUAAAUCUGUGUUAACCCCAUUCUGCUAUUAUCUGCCUUUUUAUGUCAUUGCAUAUAUGUUAAGAUUAUUUUAACUGUUUUUUUUUUUUAUAAAAAUAAAUACAAAAAAAUCUUUAUUAAA
Messenger RNA from Synchiropus splendidus (mandarinfish), 2575 nucleotides. RefSeq names its product zinc finger protein 362a (gene znf362a). Gene Ontology annotation, biological process: regulation of transcription by RNA polymerase II; central nervous system development. The transcript has 8 exons. The record is from RefSeq and is a predicted model, not a curated record. Lineage: Eukaryota; Metazoa; Chordata; Actinopteri; Syngnathiformes; Callionymidae. Gene Ontology annotation, molecular function: RNA polymerase II cis-regulatory region sequence-specific DNA binding; DNA-binding transcription factor activity, RNA polymerase II-specific. Bases 245 to 1642 code for a protein of 465 amino acids. Gene Ontology annotation, cellular component: nucleus.